AACCUACUUAAUGGAGAUGUGCAGUUUUUCUGCUCGUACAAUGGGCUUCUGAGUGUUUCACAGCAUGGAUAGAAGCGUGCAGUGACGUCCAGUUAUUUAGUAAAGCUCAUUAUCACAUGUGGAUCCCUGCACUCCAAUGGGCUAAGAACAUAAUGAGGCUCAGUCAGUGCAACUGGGUCAAGAAAGACAGCUAGAGACACAGCACAACAGCCCGGCAGUUUUCUUCUCAUCUCUGCUCUAUUUUAUGCCCCAUGAACAUAAAAUAUGACAUAUCUAAUAAAACAGCUUCUAGGUGCACUGCAGUGUGUGGAUGUUUGCCCCGGUUUCAUCGAAUGGACUUUAAUCACAUUAUGAGCCUGAAUUUAUCAACCACUUGUGCGAAUAGCAUCAACUUGUAAAAGAUCCGAAAAGACCCUCCGCUUUCUCCCAUCCACUCCACUUCCAACCCCGUUGCUAUGACCUUGCCCGUGCCAGUGCCCCUGCCCUCCUACUCCCAGGCUCGGGAGAACCUGGUCAAGGCCAUCCCCCACAAAGUCAUCUGCCUGCUGGCCUGCGGAGGAAGGGACUGCCGCUACGAGGACCCGGCAUGUUGGAGACCCAGCCAACAGGCCAUAAAAGGGAUCUUCUCCACCUGGGUGACCGAUGACAUCGUGGCUAUGGCCCGGCCGUCGACGUGGCUCAUCAAAAGAUACAGUAUCAUAGAUCAGUUCCAGAAGCUCAGCAUCAAAUCCAUCAUCAACAUGCAGCUUCCCGGGGAGCACGCCCACUGCGGACCCCCGCUGGAGCCGGACAGCGGCUUCUCCUACUCCCCCCAGGUGUUCAUGGAGAACAACAUUUUCUUCUACAACUUUGGAAUGCCGGAUUUCGGGGUGUCGUCCCUGAGCAGCGUGCUGGACGGCGUGAAGGUGCUCUCAUUCUCCGCCAAGGAGGGCAAAGUGGCCGUGCACUGCCACGCUGGACUGGGAAGAACAGGUGUGCUCAUUGCGUGUUACCUCAUCUACGAGCUGCGCCUCAGUCCCAGUGAGGCCGUCCACUACGUGCGCAUCAAGCGGCCGCGCUCCAUACAGACGCGCGCCCAGAUCAACAUGGUCUUCAACUUUGCACGCCUCCUGGCCACGCAGCUCGUCCUGUACCCCAACCUGGGCCACCGGCACGGCGCCCCCUUCAGCUUGCAGCAGCAUCUGCGCCGCCAGGCGCUCCUGCUACACGGUGAGGAGGCGCGUUGCCUGAGGAGCGUCCCCAAGGUGGUGGACUUCCUGUGUGGGAGGCUGGCGGCGCUGGCCUGGGGACACAUCUUCAGCCAGGCUGGGUGGGUGGAGCUGCAGAGGAGGGCGGCAGUGCUGGAUCUCACCAAGGUGGUGAGGGACACCUUGGUGGUGAAGAAGCUCCUGCCCAUCCUCAGAGACCCUGGAGCACAGAAAAACUCUGCCAGCUCGGUGUCCUCCUGGGACGAGCCGGAAGGCUUCCUGGAGCGAAAGAGGGAGGUGCUUCUCAACAAGAGGAGUUACAGCGAUUCGGACCUCAGCAAGAUCGCCCUGCUGGAGGAUAUGCAGAUUGUGCAGUACCCUCCAGUGCCAGAGUGGGGCACAACUCUCAGCACAACGCAGGAUGCAAAGGCACAGAAGCAAGUACCUGCAUCCUCUGAUGGGAAUGCUGCCAGAAAGGACCGUUGCAACAACCAUGCAAACAAACAGAGCCCAGGUCUCCAAACCAAAGGCAGUGGCAGCUGCCCCAGAAGGACAAAGUGCACAACUAAAAGGGAGCAGGCAGCUGUCAAAUUCACUUCCAGCAUAGAGCUUCGCAAGGAGCAACGCUGCUCCAAUCUGGUUUCGGUGUCGCAGGCUGUUGCCAGAGCGAUGGCGGAGCAGGACCCCCUGGGUGAGGACACCCUCCAGAGGGCGGCAGCACUGCAGGAGGAGCUCAAUGGAAACGAGUGCGGCUGGGCAACACUGGCGAUGGAGUCCAAUCCCGGAGUCCUCAGCUGCCUGCUAUGGACAUGGCUGGAAAAGCUGAGAGAGCCUGUUCUGUCCGCAGCGGAUGUGGACCUGCUGAGCUCCAGCACACAGGGAGCUAACAGCCUCAGUGCACUGCGCAAGGAGCAGCACGAGACCAUCAGCCGCCUACUGGGCUGCGUCAGCCAGGUGACCACGUUGUGUCCGUCGCUGGAGGACGCCGUGCUGCUUCGGCUGCUCCGUGCCCUGACCAGGUGUCCACAUGAGGAGAUGAUGAGAUGCUGCUCGCUAAGGAGCCUCCUGAAGCAUAAAGUGAGGGAGAUGCGGCAGGACCUGCUCAUGAGAGCCGUGGACAAGGCCAGCAGAAGAUCGAAGCUCAGAGCGGAGCACAGUUGAGGAGCAGUGGCUAUAGGGGGUGGGGGUGUAAAACUCAUAUCCAGAAUUCCAGCCGUGUCUGUAGCUCAGUUAUUAUGACGAGUCAGCAGUGUAAAAACACAGUUGUGGAGCUCGACUCAGGUUACUUACUAUGUUCACUUUAUGCUGAGCUGCUGUUAAUCCAGAGAAUGUAUCAAAUACACUGAGUUGAGUUACCACCUUUCCCUCUGUAGUUCAUUUUUAACUUCAUGAUAGAGAGGGUCCCAUGCUGUAUGGACCCCCCCAAUCGUUGUUUCACAGAUAUGUUGCUUCUUGUGGCCUUGUCUCACUGUAUGGCUGUAUAAAUCUGUGGUAAAGAUUUAUCGUAAUGUUCCGUACCAGACAAGUAAAAUGAGUGACACUUAGUCCACAUUGAAAUAUUUUUCCAUUAUUCCUUAUUUCAGGUAGU
Molecule: messenger RNA, 2775 nt
Organism: Scleropages formosus (Asian bonytongue)
Lineage: Eukaryota; Metazoa; Chordata; Actinopteri; Osteoglossiformes; Osteoglossidae
Product: protein tyrosine phosphatase domain-containing protein 1
Exons: 12
Coding region: 456-2348 (630 amino acids)
Biological process (GO): protein dephosphorylation; cilium assembly
Molecular function (GO): protein tyrosine phosphatase activity
Source: RefSeq, a predicted model, not a curated record